GCAAGAUCUUCAUUCUUGCAACUCAUAAAGCGAGAAUAACUACCCGUAGGAUCACUUCUCAAUUUCCCAUCGACAGCACACACCAUGAGCUCCCGCAGCGCCCGCAUCACCAACAACAGCGGUAACUUUGCUACUACGUCGCCCUCAAUGGCGCUAUACUCUUGGUGCGACGCCUUGGCAGCGACUGCACUUCGCCGACCAGCAGUUGCAGUACCUCGUCCCAGUGUUUCCAACACCCGGACCAUGCAUCGUGCUGGCCGCACUUCAAAACAAGUGAUGCCUCCACGAAAUGCGCUGAAGAAACAACAGGAAUCCAUGGCCAAGUCACGAGCGAGUAGUGUAAAGGGCAGUGGUGGCGCAUCCAAGUCAGUGGCUUACAGCUCCAUCAUGCAGCAAGCAAAGUUGGCCACUGCAUUCCUUUGCGUCGUGCCCAAGCUCAUGUGAAUGACCUAGGAUAUGUAUGCAGGUGGGGAUGGCCCGUUAAUUAGCCUAAUUUAAAGAUACGAUUGCUUUUCAAUUCACUCUCAACUGUGCUACCGAUACAGUAAGGAGCUGCUUGCAGAGUAGUUGUGACAUGCAUCCUCCUUGAUUCGUC
Aphanomyces astaci is the source of this 595-nucleotide messenger RNA. RefSeq lists its product as hypothetical. The transcript has a single exon. The record is from RefSeq and is a predicted model, not a curated record. Bases 85 to 444 code for a protein of 119 amino acids. NCBI's taxonomy places the organism in Eukaryota, Oomycota, Saprolegniomycetes, Saprolegniales, Verrucalvaceae.